ACAAGGCCUCAGUGUGCUACAUACUAACUGUUAUAAUACUGCUACAGAAGCUAUAGAAGUAGUUAAUAGGACUGAAGGGGCAAGCCCAGGGAAAUCACCUGCAUGAAUGUAUGUGUGUAACCUCCUUCACAAGGCCUCAGUGUGCUACAUACUAACUGUUACAGUACUGGCUCUAAAAUGAUGUCGACAAGGUCACUCUUAACUGUUUUCCUAGUGUGUGGACUGAUUGCAAUUGGACUAGCACAAGAAUCAACUCAAGAUCAUCAGAAGCCCAUAUGUGUUAUACAUGGCUAUACGAUACAGGGUGAUUUCAUAUACGUAUGCGAGGCUGUACAAUUUAAAGUCCCGAUUAUUAUACACGUAACAGUGGGCGGUGGACAGCAUCAGAACUUAACACAACAGUUAGUCGAUUAUGUUCGACUGUCUAAAGGAAAGAAAUGUAUACACAUUAACUCUGUUGAUUCAUGUACUAAGAGAUGUAACAGACUCCGCGUUGAGUUAGGAAAAGAACUAAAAGAGGCCAAUGUAUCAGUGUGUGUACUACAUGGAGACGGGAACGACACUAAAAAUGAUUGUACCCAACUUGAUCUGACCAGUACAACAGAUGAACCAACACAAACUAUUCAGAGCAAUUUAAAUAACAGCAAUACAGACUCAGGAGUACCCGGGGAAGACUGUGCAAGGAAUUUAACUAUCUCUGUUUUGAUCUCUGUUAUUUUACCUGGAACGGUUUUUAGUCUCAUAAUUGUGAUCUGUGUUUGUAAGCGAAAAAACACAGCAAAAUUUAAGAAGAUAGAUGAGGAAAACUCUACAGAGCUGUCAGCUCAUGAAACAACAGUAUAACAUCUAUCUCUUAACUGUCACAUCAAAUAUCAAUAGCAUACAGUGGCUAAUAAUUAUAAUCACAGAUAAUUAUUAGAAAAUGUUUGAAUUAUAUUUGUGUGCUAGUACUAACUUUUAGCGAGAUAAGCUCAUGAUUUGAACAAUGACUGGUUUCACUGUAUAGUCAUACACACACAGCACAAACGUAUUAGACUACUGUACAUGUAACUUGUUUGUGCAAACAGAUGAUGCUAUACCCGCGAUUCUCAAGAGAC
Halichondria panicea is the source of this 1097-nucleotide messenger RNA. RefSeq lists its product as uncharacterized. The record is from RefSeq and is a predicted model, not a curated record. The transcript is spliced from 5 exons. The coding region runs from base 178 to 843 and encodes 221 amino acids. Lineage: Eukaryota; Metazoa; Porifera; Demospongiae; Suberitida; Halichondriidae.